GUCGGCGCGGGCGGGCGGCUCCGCCUGGCCUAGGGCUCCUUUGCCCCGCCCCGCUGCCCGCGCCGUUGUGGCGUCUACUUCCGGGCCCUCACCACCUUUAGCGAAACCAACGAGAAGAAACCGCCUGCAUGUAGAGCAGCCCGACCAGGAACGUAUCCGAGUGGCGCGCGAACGUGAGAGGAAAGCCGUGCGCGGCUGCGCUUUACCGCCCCUGAGCCGCUCUAGACGCGGGAAAAAUGCUUUCUGAAAGCAGUUCAUUUUUGAAGGGUGUAAUGCUUGGAAGCAUUUUCUGUGCCUUGAUCACUAUGCUAGGACACAUUAGGAUUGGUCAUGGAAAUAGAAUGCACCACCAUGAGCAUCAUCACCUACAAGCUCCUAAUAAAGAAGAUAUCUUGAAAAUUUCAGAGGAUGAACGCAUGGAGCUCAGUAAGAGCUUUCGAGUAUACUGUAUCAUCCUUGUCAAACCCAAAGAUGUGAGUCUCUGGGCUGCAGUGAAGGAGACUUGGACCAAACACUGUGACAAAGCAGAGUUCUUCAGUUCUGAAAAUGUUAAAGUGUUUGAGUCAAUUAACAUGGAAACAAAUGACAUGUGGUUAAUGAUGAGAAAAGCUUACAAAUACGCCUUUGAUAAAUAUAGAGACCAAUACAACUGGUUCUUCCUUGCACGCCCCACUACGUUUGCUAUUAUUGAAAACUUAAAGUACUUUUUGUUAAAAAAGGAUCCAUCACAACCUUUCUAUCUAGGCCACACUAUAAAAUCUGGAGACCUCGAGUAUGUGAGUAUGGAAGGAGGAAUUGUCUUAAGUGUAGAAUCAAUGAAAAGACUUAACAGCCUUCUCAGUAUUCCUGAAAAGUGUCCUGAACAGGAAGGGAUGAUUUGGAAGAUAUCUGAAGAUAAGCAGCUAGCAGUCUGCCUGAAAUACGCUGGAGUAUUUGCAGAAAAUGCAGAAGAUGCUGAAGGAAAAGAUAUAUUUAACACCAAGUCUGUUGGGCUUUUUAUUAAAGAGGCAAUGACUAAUCACCCCAACCAGGUAGUAGAAGGAUGUUGUUCAGAUAUGGCUGUUACUUUUAAUGGACUGACGCCUAAUCAGAUGCAUGUAAUGAUGUACGGGGUAUACCGUCUUAGGGCAUUUGGGCAUAUUUUCAAUGAUGCAUUGGUUUUCCUACCUCCAAAUGGUUCUGAUAAUGACUGAGAAGAAAUAAGAGCAUGUAUAUGAUCACCGUGUAGGACAUGUGGUGUUAUUUGCAGUAACAACUGCAUAUCCAACACAGCAGUAUGUUUUUCUUUUUUUUUUUCGUUUUCAGUUUGUUGGCACUGGUUUAUUCACACAUUGAAGUUUAGUAAUACAUUUUAAAAUAGGGUAGGGUUUUUUUCCUUAAAACACACAUGAGAAUUUCAACUGUGUUGGAAAGAAAUGUUUUAAUAAUAAUAAUUUUACAAAUAAAGAAUAUAUUUAUAAAUAAUAUAUUUAUGUGAUAAAUUCUAAAUUAUGAACAUUAAAAAUCUGUGUGGCACAUGUUUUUGCUGAUUGGUUAAAAAAUUUAACAUGUCUUUUUAGCUUUCUAAGAUACGCAAAUGAAAUCUCUAGUUGUGAAUUUGUGAUUAAAGUAAAACUUUUAGCUAUG
This is a messenger RNA of Orcinus orca (killer whale), 1626 nucleotides long. Its product is annotated as C1GALT1-specific chaperone 1-like. The record is from RefSeq and is a predicted model, not a curated record. Gene Ontology annotation, molecular function: N-acetylgalactosaminide beta-1,3-galactosyltransferase activity. Lineage: Eukaryota; Metazoa; Chordata; Mammalia; Artiodactyla; Delphinidae. The transcript has a single exon. The coding region runs from base 237 to 1193 and encodes 318 amino acids.